Colias croceus (clouded yellow) is the source of this 1815-nucleotide messenger RNA. Its product is annotated as glycosaminoglycan xylosylkinase homolog. The record is from RefSeq and is a predicted model, not a curated record. NCBI's taxonomy places the organism in Eukaryota, Metazoa, Arthropoda, Insecta, Lepidoptera, Pieridae. The transcript has 6 exons. Gene Ontology annotation, biological process: protein phosphorylation. Gene Ontology annotation, molecular function: phosphotransferase activity, alcohol group as acceptor. Gene Ontology annotation, cellular component: Golgi apparatus. Bases 315 to 1589 code for a protein of 424 amino acids.
UUGAGGUUAGAGUUUAUAAAUAGAAAUUUUAAACAUAAAACAAAUAAAUAAACUUUUUAACAAUAUUUACAUUUAAUUAUUUAAUACAUGUGUUCAUAUAUAAUUAUCUUUUUACUUCAUGUAUAGCUAUGAACAUGAUUUUUUUCUAAAUUUAUCCGAAACAUUGUUUAAUAACUUGCAAAUUAUUGAGAUCAAGAUUAUCAUAAAAGAUCCUUUAUAAAAAUAUGUAAUAUGUAGGUAUUUUGCGACCUUUCGAGUUUAACAAUGUGAGAGUGUACAAUGUGACCAUGGAAGUAUAUUCAUGAGACAACACAAUGUCAUUAAAUUAUGCGUUCAGCUUUUCUGUAUUUUUGCUUGCCCUUGUUAUCCUCAAUAUUUAUUUUUUCUAUACACUAAAUACAAUUGACCGAAAAUCCCCAAAGUUCAACGUACCUAACCUUAGGUUUGACCUGACAUCUAGUGUUUUUAAAGAUAUAUAUGAAUAUCUUAAUUAUUUGCCAAGCCAAUAUAAGAAUAAGAACUCAAAGUUUAUUAAAAUACAAAAAUCUCUAGUAAGUUCAUUUAAUUCAAGCAAAAAUGACAAUCCAGCAUCUGUUUGGGAUGAAACUGAUAAAUGGAUCAGUAAUCAAUCACUAUUCCCUCAUGAGAACGGUGUUGGUGGCAAGAUAUUACAUGCUUUGCAGUCCUCACAGAUAGCAUUAGUUGAUAAUGCACUCAAAGGAACACAGUUAAAGCUCUUACUUCUCAUAGAGGGUAAACAAAAAGUGUACUUUAAACCAAAGAGAUAUAACUUAGAUCAUGUAAUCAAAGGUAAUAUCUAUGCUGGUUUUGACCGGCACAACUCGGAAGUAUUUGCAUACUACCUGGCCAUGGUUUUAAACUUUAAAUGGAUUGCACCAUCUGUAAUUCGUUACAUACAUUUGGAUAAGGAUAUUGUGCCAGUUGCUACAUCAGGCUUAAGGAGAACUAUGGUAAAAAAUGAUAAUGGAGCAUUAUGUAUUUAUGGAAAAUGCUUUUAUUGUAAAGUGAAUGAAACAGUAUGUCCCGACAGUAAGGGACAAGUAGAAGGAGCAGCAAUACUCUUUUUAGACAAAACAUUUAAAGUAUACAAGUCUCCGUGGAGGAGAUCAUACAGUAGCAAAAAAAUGGAAUGGGAAACCGACAAUGACUUUUGUACGAAAGUAAGAGGAACAUUGAGCACAAAAAGGCUUCUUAAUCUCAUUGAUGUUGCCAUUUUUGACUUUCUUAUUCAAAAUGGAGACAGACAUAGAUAUGAAGUGUAUAAAGAGCAAAUUAUUUUAUUAGAUAAUGGAAAAGGUCUUGGUAAUCCUUUAGUUGAUGAGCUGGAUAUAUUAGCUCCACUUUAUCAGUGCUGCAUUAUGGCAUCUUCAACCUGGCAGCACCUAGAAAUUAUUUCAGGCGGCAGCUUGACAGAAACAGUAAAAAUUCUAUCGUCUUUUCAAGGGCAUAAGUUAGCAACUGAAGAACAUUUUAGAGCAGUGGAGCGGAGAUUAUUAAAAAUAUAUGCUACUGUUCAAUAUUGCAUAGGACGAUAUGGCAGUUCUAAAGUUUUUAAAAGUGGUUUUUAAUUUUUCUACAUGUACCCAUAUAAUUCAUUUUUUAUAUAGAUCAUAAUUAGUAUUUGUAGUGCUAUAGUACCUUUGUUGAAAGUUAAUCACUAUAUUUUUACAUACCAUUACAAAAGUAUAUAUUUUAUAUAACCGUUGUAGGAAUGUUAUACAGAAAUAUGAAUUUUUUAGUGUUAUGAAGUGUUAUAUUAUAAGCAAAUGGAAAUUAAAAUCUUAUAAAAAUAUA